UCCAGGCAGAAGCGCGAUGGCCGACCGUGGUGCCCCUGCUGAAGCGCCGUGUCCGCGGGGCUCUCCCCGGCCGGAGCUUCGGGCCACGCGCGCGGCCGGGCCGGGCGAGACCCCGCGUACCGCGGCGCUGGCGCUGCGCUUUGAUAAGCCCAUUAAGCAGGCCUUCUACAACACCGGCGCCGUGCUGUUCGUGUGCCUGUGCUGCGGCGCCGCGGUCCUCGUGUAUUUCAUCCUCGAGGCCUUCCUGCGGCCGCUGCUCUGGGCCGUGCUGUGCGGCACCUUCCUGCACCCGUUUAAGAGCUCGCUCACGCGCCUGGGCCGCCUGUGGCUGCGGCGGCUGCACCGCGCGCACACGCCCAUCGUGCUGGCCGCGCUGCUGCUGCCGCUCUGCUUCGCGGACUACGGCGUGGAGGCCCUGGGCGAGCAGGCGCUGCGCCGCCGCCGCCUGUUGCUCCUGCUGGGCGCGGGCGGCCCCCUGCUCUACGGUCUCUACUGCCUGGGCAGCUACUUGGGCGUGCAGGUGCUGCUGGCGCACGCCGGCGCGCUCAUCUGCCGCGGCCUCGACUACUUCAGCAGCCUGUGGAUCUGGACGCUGGUAGUUGGCUAUGUGCUGAUGGUUUCAUUCAAGUGGAAUGCAAGCACUCAAGGCUACUUGAGAGCAGUUUCGAUUCCUGUCUGGAUGAUACUGCUUUUUCAUAUAGCAUCACUGGCUGGCUCAUGGAGAAUUCCAGUUUUCCUAGUUAUUGUUUUCUUGAUGUCUGUGGGCACCCUUUAUGAAAAACAGAAUGGGAAGGAGUCUGCUGGGGCAGAAUUACCAGGACAAGUGAUCUCCAUGGCAGCUUCUACUCUUGCAAACCUGGCCAUCUCCAUCACAGGGUAUGAGUCAAGUACUGAAGACCAGCCCUCUGCUCCACCUGCAGAGCCCACAGACAGGGGAGAGCCCCCUCCAGCAUUGUCUGCUUCUUCUUCAUCCUCCUCCCGUUCCUCACCCUCUUCUCCUUCACCUACUCUGGGCAGACAGAGGCCUGAGAUGGGAACGUUUCUCAGAAAGAAGAAAGCUAGUGACGUUUACUUUGUGUCUCUCAUGUGGGCCAUCAUUGCUGUCCAGCUCUGGCUGAAUCUGUGGGUCAUGCAGCUGCUGCCAGUGCCUGUUGCAGUUUGGAUAAUCAAAAAGCUCGUCAUUCACUUUGGAGUGGUGGACUUCCUGGAGAAACGCUGCCGCGCUUGGUGGCAGGUUAUCGAGAGCUUCCUGAAGGAGCGGCAGGAGGCCUUAGCACCAUGGCCAAUUAUCGGGCUUGGAAAGUUCUUACUGAAAGUUGAUAGCAAGCUCUGGCACUGGCUAAACAAGAAGAUGAUCAUCUGGUUGGAGAAGAUGUUAGAUAAAAUUAUCAGCAUUUUCAUCAUAUUCUUGCUAGUAAUAGGAACUCUUCUUUUAGCCCUUCUCCUGACUGCAAAGGUACAUCAAGAGAGUGUACACAUGAUUGAAGUCACAAGUAAUCUGAUUAAUGAAACUCUGGCAAAUCACCCCGAGUGGGCAAAUUGGCUUCCAGAGGCUCAGGUGGUCCAAAGAGCCCUUAAUUCUGCAGCUAACAAUGUGUAUCAGUAUGGACGGGAAUGGAUAACUCACAAGCUUCACAAAAUUCUAGGAGAUAAGGUGAACAAUACAGCUGUGAUUGAAAAACAAGUUCUAGAACUGUGGGACAGACUGUAUCACUCUUGGUUUGUAAAGAACAUGACAUACUCUGGAAGGCACAAAGGGCACAAGAUGCACGUGAGUCGUCAGAACAGCUGGCUGGGAGAUAUUCUGGACUGGCAAGAUAUUGCCUCCUUUGUUCAUGAGAACAUUGAGACUUUUCUUUCGAUAUUAUCUUUUGGCUUCCAAAUAUGGAAGAUGAAGAUCUUGGAGUCCCUGUGGAUUGUUAUGAGCCGGAACGUGAGCCUGCUCUUUACCACGGUUACCACACUGCUGACCAUCCUCUUCUACAGUGGCACUGCCCUUCUCAACUUUGUGCUUUCCCUGAUAAUUUUCCUGACCACACUGUUUUAUCUGUUAAGUUCCAGUGAUGAGUACUACAAGCCAGUGAAGUGGGUGAUAAGCCUGACACCACUGUCUCAGCCAGGUCCUUCUUCUAAUAUUAUCGGGCAGUCUGUGGAAGAGGCUAUCAGGGGGGUGUUUGAUGCUUCCCUCAAAAUGGCUGGCUUCUAUGGAUUGUACACCUGGCUGACUCACACUAUAUUUGGCAUCAAUAUUGUCUUCAUACCAUCAGCUUUGGCAGCAAUCCUUGGAGCUGUGCCAUUUCUGGGGACAUACUGGGCAGCAGUACCUGCAGUUCUAGACCUGUGGCUGACACAGGGGUUAGGAUGUAAGGCCAUCUUGCUGUUGGUCUUUCAUCUCUUACCGACAUACUUCGUAGACACUGCCAUCUAUUCUGAUAUAUCAGGAGGAGGCCAUCCCUACCUGACUGGCUUAGCAGUGGCUGGUGGAGCAUAUUACCUGGGCCUGGAAGGAGCAAUCAUUGGGCCCAUACUUCUCUGCAUACUCGUGGUUGCUUCCAAUAUCUACAGUGCCAUGCUCGUGAGUCCUACGAAUUCAGUGCCCACACCAAAUCAGACCCCUUGGCCUGCUCAGACUCAGCGGCCUUUCCGUGACGUUGCUGAAGAUCUGAACUCUUCAGUAGAUUGACCUGGCUCUACUGCAGUGACUUCUGGGGAGUUCCACCUUGACAGCGAGUCCUCCCAGCUGCCCUCUGUCCAGUCAGCUAUGUCUGGCAGGCAGGGGCGUCCACAAAAGAAGCAGAAGCCUCCCAGCCUUACAUGCAGAGCACUAAGUGAGAGAGAAGUUGCUCUAGGCUGCCUUGCAUUUUAAAACACAGCUUGAGAAUUGAGAACUGUGUUUGCUCACAGCUAUGGUAAGAUGGCUUGAAAUGUUACAGUUCAUGCACUGACACAGAGGCCUGAAAUUGCCCUCUGUGAUUAUCUACUGCAGUAUAUUUAUAAAGUUAUUUGAAGGAUUCUAAAAUACCUUUUAAAGGAUAUUCAGUGUAAUUUUUCUCCUGCUGUAGGAGUUUUUAGUCUCUUUUCAGUGACAAGGUUUCCCUUUGGCGUAUGGUUUAGUUAGCAGGAAAAGUAGGUCUGAUACCCUUUAAAAUAACACCAUCCUAUUCUUGAGAGGAAAGGGGUCUUAGGGGUGAAGCUGACAUGUGUGUGCUGUGACCAGAGAGGCAGCAGGAAGGGAACUCUUCCUCUUCCUUCCCUUCACCACCUCCUUUCAGCGUUGCCAAAUUUCUACAACUUGCCUGACCACAUUGAAUGAUGAUCCUUAUUGAGCUGCUGUAAACGGUAACGAUGUGAGAGAAUCCUCCCUGUCAGCUUUUCUCUUUUAACUGUUUCCCAGGAGAAGCCUUUCAGGUGUAGUGGCCCUCUGGUUUGUUCUGUGCCCAGUUGGUUUUUCUGCAGAACUGCGUAUUUUCUUCACUUAGCACAGUGCCUUGCACAUGGGAGUUUAAAUGAAUGCUUGCUGAGUCUCACUGUAACCAUGUACGUGUCUCAUAACACGUAACCAGCAUAGUGCUUUACAUACAUACAGCCAUUGUGCACAGUACUUCACACGCAUUUCACAUCAGCUCUUGCACAGUGUCACACUGGUAGGGGGCUAAGCUUUAGGACAGUGGCCAGUGCAAAGCCAAGUGUUAUAACUUGUCUCCUGUCUUCUGACAUUAUAUCUGCAGUGUCAUAAGGCACUUCUUAGGGCCUUGGCAGCUUCCCAGUCCCAGGCGUUGUCAUUCAUUCAUUACAAGUGAAAGAAAAGAAAGCUUGACCUGCUUCAUGGCAGGGCCGAAACUAGAGCUGAGCUCCUAGUCUUGUGUCUUUUCUAGCUGUUCAGUCUUCAGGCCUUCUUGUGCUUCUGAGGGAAUAUGCAGCAGAAAGGAUUUGUGUCAAAGAUUUGUUUGUUUGUUUUUAGCAUUUAAAACUAAAAUUAAUUUUUCCUAAAGAUCUCACCAAAUUUGUUCCUGGUAUGAUUAGUAAAACCCAUGCACAGCAGUGUCUCUUGACUUGCUAUGCAUAGUAUAGCACAUACAGGUCUCCUUAUUGUGUCAUGAGCCCUUCCACAUUAGGACCUGCUCUUCCAUCAUCACCCAUUAGAUUUGAGCACUAAAUCACUUACUCUGUUUUUUUAGUCAGUUGAUUAUUUGCUCAUGAACAGAUUUCUUGAGCAUUAGUAAGCUCUAGGUACCAUGCCAGAGACUGUACAGGGUCUGUGAGAGAGAACCCUUAAGGCCGCCUCUCUCACCUUCCAUGCCAGCCAGCUCAUGGGUCACACUAAAUCUAAAUUCUUGCAUUAAAAUGGUUGAGGAGAGAAAACAAGUUUGUGUUUGUUUACUAUAUCAUAAGAAGUUUAUAGCUAUAAUUAGCACAUACUCAUAAGAGGCAAAUGUACAGUGACUUUGUGUGCAUACACAAAUCACGUUGCUCUGAUGUGCUUUUAGCCACGUAAAAGCAAAAUUGCAAAAACCCAAGUUUGAGCUAAUUCACAGCUGUUGGAAGGAUAGUUCUCAAUCUGAACGUGAAGUUUUUUGAUGGGAACUCUGAGCUCUAAGAAAGUAGUUCAGAGCUUCCUAAAGUAGUGGCAGUGGUUUAAGCCUGUUCUGAAAUUUUAGGGCCACUGAAACCACUCCAUUGCCAUAGUAAAUCCAGGAAGGCCAUCAGUUGGAAUCAGAAAAGCACCCUGGCAUAUGCCAGGCACAGGAAGGAGGUUUUACAGAAUGUUCCUAAGGCAGAUGGAGAGCAGAUAGCAUAAAGAGUUAGGAGUCUUUAGUUUCAGUCCCUCACCUACCCUGAAGAGUUUGCAUGGACUUUGACCUGGGAAAAAGGUUCCUUAAGAUCUUAAGAGAGGGUAUCUAAGCUUGGCUUGUUUUGUUUGUUUGGUGUGUGUGCAUGCAUGUGUAAACAGGACCUCAUAGCUCAGGAAAAUGCAUCCAUGAAAUGAAAGUAGCUUCGGUAAAAUUGAGGACAGGAAUCUGUCAUAGCAGCUUGGAUUGUAUAGAUGAAGGGUUAGUUUCAAGUUCCCUUUCACUGUCAGUUUUAAACUAGGCACAAGGGGAGCUGAAAAGCUGUGCACACCGAUUAGCGCCUGUUUUUUUGUUAAGAGAACGAGGUGCAGGCCUGGAAGUGUAAAUUCCAUGUUAUGUACAGCCUCUUUGGCUCCUAGAUAUUAUGAAACUGUGAGUUUCUUAAUCUUUCUUCCCUAAGAACUGGCUGCUUGCUUUGUGCCCUGAGAUGUCUCUGGGUUAGCUCUUGACUGUGGAAGGCCCAGGGUGCAUUAAGUAGAGACCCUAUGUCCAAACUCUGUGGCUUCAGGGACGGCAUGUCCCAGCGUACAGGCAGCGGAAGCACUGGCAGGGCAGGUCCUUCCGUCUAAGUUGGCAUUGGUAAGAACUCAACCAUACUCUUUUGGGACUUCUGCAUUCCUCCAUUUUCCACCUUGUUUGGUGACUGUUUGAGAAGCGUGGCAGAAAAUGCUGAGGACUCCAGGCCAGUGGGGGUUAAACUAGAAUACAUUCAUUUAGGUGAUAUUGGAGGAUUUAACCUAGUUUAUGGGAAAUACCCUCAGGACUUCCCAUACUCCAUUUCUGGCCUUCCAGUAUCUUUUGAGGGUCCCCCACAGCCUUUCCGAGAGUAUCACACUGGGACUUUGAGUUCCCUUUUCACAAUGAAAAUUUCUUAUGGCAACAUACUCCCAAAUUCUUGCUCCUGCAAAGAACAGCUAUUUAUUUUCUACUUAUUUAUUUAUUUAUUUAUUUUUAUCAGUUUUUUUGUCUUUGCUCAUUUUGUCAUCAAAUAUUAUUAACUCACUAAGAUCUGGGAAAAAUACCUACCCGAAGCCACAAAGCAGCUUUCUUGAUAGCUUGAAAAUACUCCCGAGAACUGUAGGUGAAGAGUCUUCUUAGCAGCAUCACAGAAGUUUGGUGAUUGAAUGGGCUAUUGUAGUGAGAUGAUAUAAUUGUUUUAGGGAAGGAAACAAAUUUACUGGUAAAGUAGCUUAUUGUAACAGCCAGUUAACAACAAAAUAAAAGUGGAGUACAGAUCCUCUCCCUCAGCCUGCCUUCUGCUUCUCUUUCCUUUUUCUCAUAGCUCAACCACUUUUGUCAAAAAAAAAAACGAAGGAAGGAAGGAAGCAAGGAAGGAAGGAAAGAAAGAAAAAAGUUCCAUAUAGUAGUUGUUUGUACAGUUAAUAGAGUUGUAAGAGAAAAAGUACUAGGAGAGGGGAGAUUCCAUGGUCAUUUAAAAUUGAGGAAUGCCUAGUUAUUUCCUUUCCCUGGGAUGUCUAUGAGUUUUUAUUAUGCCAUAACACAUUGUGAAGGGAGGAGGGACCACGUGUUGCACUUUAUGUUGUGCCCCUAUUCUUUCCACCUUUCCUCUCUGAGCAUCUUAAACGACUAGCUUUUGAUCAAGUUUAUAGGUCUUUUAGAAGACUAUAGGUAGUGAAAGUACUGGCAGUGAAUUUGUUACCAUGAUACCAUGGAUUGGUAACAAGUCCCAGCAGUCUACUGAGACACCAGCAUUUGCUGCCUAGAGCUACACUUGCAGGAAGGAGGUUCUUCCCAUUUGUGGCACCCAAAAUCAGUGUUUAUGCUUGACUUUGCAAGGCAUCCAAGAAUCGGCUAAUGGGAAUACAUUGGUGAUGCUUUUGUAUGGCACUUUAUAACUUUCAGACACCUUUGGGGACAGCCCUGUGAGCUAGUCAUUAUUAUAGUCGUUGUACAGACUGGAAGCCCUGAGAAGUCUGUCGUUGAUCCCCAUUCCCCCCACCUCCUGCCCUCCUCUCUCCGAAAUUUACAUAUGAAAGCAUGGAGCCAGAAUUUGGUUACAGAGUAUCUGACUCCAAGUCCAAAGUUCUUUAUUCUGGUCUUUCCUUCUAGCUUUAUGUACGCAAUAAAAAAGUAUGGAAAGAAACAUUUUACCAUUGUUUUUGCUUAUUGUGAAAUCCCAAAUCUUUUGUAUCAGAGUGACCCAGAAGUGUAACUGUUAUUGCAGCUGUCCUAGAGAAAACUCUGUCCUUGCAGUGCCUCUUGUUCAGGUACUUGGAUUGUAUUUCAAAUACUGAUUGAUUGUGAAACUAAGGUUGAACAUAUCAUUGUAAUUAUUUAUCUCUGAAAAUGUAUCACCUCUGCAUUCUCAGGUAAAAGAGAGAUGAUUUGAAAGGAAAAAGUGUUCAAAUGCAACAAUAAAUAUCCUGUAUUACACAAAUGCCGUUUCUUAGCUUUAUUUGCUUUUACAACUUACUGAUGUAAUAACAUCUUUGUAAAAUGUAAAAUAUUUAUAUUUUGAAAUAAAGUUAACAAAUGUUGGAUGAAACAGGUGAUAAA
Molecule: messenger RNA, 7367 nt
Organism: Meriones unguiculatus (Mongolian gerbil)
Lineage: Eukaryota; Metazoa; Chordata; Mammalia; Rodentia; Muridae
Gene: Tmem245
Product: transmembrane protein 245
Exons: 19
Coding region: 17-2683 (888 amino acids)
Source: RefSeq, a predicted model, not a curated record